GAGAUAGAGAUUCUAUUCCAUUGUAUCAUGUAUAAAACAUUUCUUGUGGAUUUUGUUUUGGAAUAUAUAUAAUGAAUGCACUGUCGUGAAGGUGUUUGUUUGUGUAUAUUCUUUGUUUGUUCCAUCAUCAUCAUCAUAACCUUUCAUGACUACAAAAAUAUACAUAUAUAAAUUGGAAGCUGGGGUGGGAUAAUUAUUGAUCAAAACAUUAAUUCUGUUUGUUUCUUGGGAAAAUAACAAACAUAAAAAUGGAGUACAACUGCCUUUUGUUGCUUCAGCAAAUUAUGGUUGUUUUAUUGAGUGGGGUGUUUUUUUGGAGACUUACCAAAUAUAUGUGGAGCUUCACAAAGAUGGAGAAAGAACCAAUUACAGUACUUGUUACUGGUGCUGCAGGACAGAUCGGGUAUGCUAUAGUUCCAAUGAUAGCAAGGGGAGCCAUGCUUGGUCCUGAUCAGCCUGUGAUCUUGCACUUGCUUGAUAUUUCUCUUGAAGCUUUGAAAGGUGUUAAAAUGGAGUUAAUUGAUGCUGCUUUUCCCCUACUUAAGGGUGUUGUUGCGACUACUGAUGUUGUUGAAGCUUGUAACGAUGUUGAUAUUGCUAUUAUGAUCGGAGGAAUCCCGCGAAAAGAAGGUAUGGAAAGAAAAGACGUUAUAUCUAAAAACGUAUCGAUUUACAAGGCUCAAGCUUCAGCAUUAGAAGAACAUGCUGCUCCAGAUUGCAAGGUUUUAGUAAUAGCAAAUCCAGCAAACACUAAUGCCCUAAUCUUGAAAGAGUUUGCUCCUUCAAUCCCAGAAAAGAAUAUUACUUGUCUCACAAGAUUAGAUCAUAACAGAGCAUUAGGUCAAAUCUCAGAGAAAUUACAUGUUCAUGUUAGUGAUGUGAAGAAUGUUAUUAUAUGGGGCAAUCAUUCUUCAACUCAAUAUCCUGAUCCCAAUCAUGCCAUUGUCAACACUUGUAGUGGAGAAAAACAUGUCAAAGAACUUGUACAUGAUGAUCAUUGGUUGCAAACGGAUUUCAUCGACACCGUGCAGCAGCGAGGUGCGGCAAUUAUAAAGGCUAGGAAGCAAUCGAGUGCGCUGUCUGCUGCGAGUUCUGCUUGUGAUCAUAUACGUGAUUGGGUUCUGGGAACUCCUAAGGGCACAUGGGUUUCAAUGGGAGUGUAUUCUGAUGGCUCUUAUGGGGUCCAACCUGGUCUUAUUUACUCAUUUCCUGUUACAUGUCAUAAAGGAGAAUGGUCUAUUGCCCAAGGGCUGAAGAUUGAUGAGUUUUCUCGAGAAAAAAUGGAUGAAACUGCAAAAGAACUUGUUGAGGAGAAAUCAUUAGCUUAUUCAUAUCUCAAUUGAUGUCAUUCAUUUGUUUUUAUCCAUAGAAAAUAAGAGAAUAGCCAAAAUCAUUUGGUCCUCAA
Cannabis sativa is the source of this 1405-nucleotide messenger RNA. Its product is annotated as malate dehydrogenase, cytoplasmic. NCBI's taxonomy places the organism in Eukaryota, Viridiplantae, Streptophyta, Magnoliopsida, Rosales, Cannabaceae. The record is from RefSeq and is a predicted model, not a curated record. Bases 249 to 1343 code for a protein of 364 amino acids. Gene Ontology annotation, biological process: tricarboxylic acid cycle; oxaloacetate metabolic process; malate metabolic process. Gene Ontology annotation, molecular function: L-malate dehydrogenase (NAD+) activity. The transcript is spliced from 7 exons.